GUGCUAUAGGACGCGCUAAACCAUAAGAGCCACAAAUCAAGCACACAGGUUUAUGCUAUUUUACCUCCAAAAUAAUAAAACAACAACAACAACAACACCUACAACGAGCAAACGCUGGAAUUGUCAACAAAUGAGCUCCUAUUUUGUGAACUCAUUCUGCGGUCGCUAUCCCAAUGGCGCGGACUUCCAGUUACAUAAUUAUGGAGACCAUAGUACGGCAAACGAGCAAUACAGAGACUCCACAGCCAUGCAUUCCAGCAGGUACGGCUAUGGCUACAACGGGAUGGACCUAACAGUCGGGCGGGCCGGCACCGGACACUUUGUGGGCAGCGAGCGCACGGCGGGCUACUCCCCGAGUCACUCAGCGGCGACAACACCCUCCGUUGAGCCGGUCAGGUACGCCCAGUCCGCCGGCAGCACCGGGACCUCGUCUCUAUCGCCUCCGCCUGACCCGCUACCGUGCUCCUCGGUCGCCAGCUCGUCCCCGGUCGCCGAGACGCAUUCGCAACAGAGAGCCGUGAAAAACUCCAUAACGACCCCGUGCUCAACCCCGUGCUCGAGCUCGAACGGAAGCACGCUGCUGCUCAGCCGGGACUGUGUGUCCAAAGCUUCCCCCCUGGAGGAAGAGAAGCCUGCGGGAAGUACACCGACAACCCCUCAAAAUCUCACCGACUCAGCACAGCCUCAGAUCUAUCCGUGGAUGAGAAAACUACAUAUAAGUCACGAUUUGUCAGGACCAGAGGGCAAGAGAGCCAGGACUGCAUACACUCGGUACCAGACCCUGGAGCUGGAGAAGGAGUUCCACUUCAACCGCUACCUGACCCGCAGGCGGAGGAUCGAGAUAGCCCAUGCCCUCUGCCUCUCAGAGAGACAGAUCAAAAUCUGGUUUCAGAACCGCAGGAUGAAGUGGAAGAAGGACAACAAGCUGAAGAGCAUGAGCAUGGCGGCCGCAGGCGGGGGAGGCUACAGGCCUUGAUAUUCACUCCUCAACCCUUGAUGACGAGCCCCAUAAAAAAAUAAAAACAAAGAUUGUCAUAUCAACUUCUCCUCCUCCUAUUUCAGAAAGCGCAGAGACUUGGUAAAGGCUGUGUGCGGGACAAGGGGGACGCCCCAUCUAGCCCACUGUAUGUCCAACAACCGUCCCAUUAUAUUCCUUAAUAUUAUUUCCUUUUUAUUUCCACCGUGGUUAAUGCUUAUGUGAGUAAAAAAAAAUAAAAUAA
Messenger RNA from Xiphias gladius (swordfish), 1220 nucleotides. It is a transcript of the gene hoxa5a, whose product is annotated as homeobox A5a. NCBI's taxonomy places the organism in Eukaryota, Metazoa, Chordata, Actinopteri, Istiophoriformes, Xiphiidae. Gene Ontology annotation, molecular function: RNA polymerase II cis-regulatory region sequence-specific DNA binding; DNA-binding transcription factor activity, RNA polymerase II-specific. Gene Ontology annotation, biological process: regulation of transcription by RNA polymerase II; anterior/posterior pattern specification. The record is from RefSeq and is a predicted model, not a curated record. Bases 53 to 976 code for a protein of 307 amino acids. The transcript has 2 exons. Gene Ontology annotation, cellular component: nucleus.